UGAUCUGCAAUGAUGUAGUUGGAUAUGCCAUCCUAAACUCUACCUGUAUCUAGUCUUGGCUUUAGUGGUCGACUAGAAUAUAAGUCUCUUUAGAUUUUCUAGAUCAUCGAUCUACUGAGAUAAUCUACAUCUGGUAAUGUGUCUUUUUUUUUUCAACCUCUGGAGAGAAAUCCUGCUUUGAUUUAUGAGUAUUUCGUCAUCCUUUUGUGUCUGCAGACAAACACUCUCCAUUUUACACACUUGUAUGUACUCUCAAUUGCAAGCAAGAAUCUCUACAUCACAUUUCGGAACUCUUCACUCUUCAAUUCAUAGUCUUGCAUUCUCUUGAGUAGCUACUUGAAUCAAAAGAAAGACUUAGGUACGUCUUUUUUAUUCGUGUGAAAUAGCUGCAAAGGAAUUAAUCAUAUUCUCUAUAGACCACCUUAUCAUCAUGGACUCGAUCAAAACCAAGAUCAAAACAAUAGCAAGAAAAAGAAGGAUCCCCUCAGCGGAACUUCUAGUAGGACUUGAUUAUUAUGCAUACGAGCGAAUCCCCAAACCCAAGACAUUCCUUUUCGCCAAAUCCCACCCGAAAAAACGACCCGAUGCCCUCGCCUCAUCAUUACUCCCCCGUCUACCCACAGAAAUCAUCCACACCAUCUUAUCAUUCCUCCCCGCCGCCGCCGCAGCAUGUUUCUCAAUCUCCUGCUUGCAAAUCCUAGAACUAGUGGGAAAAGGAUACAUGGACAACGUCCUCCGCGAAAAGGCAAAUAUCCUCUCCUUCGUCUUCCUCUGGGCAAAAGAUCUCCCCUCCCAAAUCUUCUGUACAGAUUGCAAAUGUCUCUACAAAAAAUGGACCCUGAGAUACUACCUACAUCGACGCUCAUUGAUAAGCUGCUGCGAACUCGAACGCCAGAUAUCGGAUUACAGAAUGAUGGCAAGGGGAGUCAUCGAUUGCGACCGUAUAUCUCCCAUGUGUCCCACCAUGAUGGAUCAGUUUAUGCUUGAAAUCGAAUCUCCGGAGCCUUCAAUCAAUAUGGAUAAAUCACGAUACCCUAUCCCAAUGGGCGAUCUAAGACAAUCCCGUACCGGAAAUUACGUCAAUCAUGUACGAGCAGAUGUCGCCCUUGUGGAUGGUUCUGUGAUUUUUCGUCUGCAGGAUACUUAUCUCAAUAUUAACCCGGAGAAACCAUAUGAAACCAUGUUUCAAACCUGUCGCCAUAUCCAAAUUCAAAUAAAUACAGAUAAAGAUUCCAUCCAUGCAUUUAAGCUCGGUAGCGCCACUGGAAAUUACUGGAGAACGAACGAUUUCCAAAUAGCAGACAAUGAUGCCCCGAAAAGCUCAGCAUCCUUUGACUGUCCGGCUGCGAAUUGCGAUGAUAAAUAUCAUAUUCAAUUUGAGCGUCAUGCUGGACAGGGCAUCUUAGUGUCCCUCACAAGAAGAGUAAAUCUUGGAACCUCAACAACUGGCGAGAGGUGGAAAGAAUUCUGCCACGUGAGAAAGCCAAUCAAAGAACCGGAUCAUACAGGUCGUCUUGUGUUGACUGUGGGGAACGAAAGUAAAAGACAACAUAAAUUAGCUGAUGCAGCUUAUUAUAUUGAGAGGUACUCGCUUUCGCCAUCGGCAAUUAGAGAUGUUGUGUUGGAAGCUCAGAGAGAUUUGGUAAAGACAGGGUGGUCUAACCUUAUGGGGCCGAGGCAAAUCGUACCGAAUUUCAAAUCAGAGAAUAGCUAGAGAUAUGCCUAGAAGUUGUCACUCGGAAGGAAAAUCAGAAGUAUACAAAGGUAACUACAGUCGUAACCAGAGUUCGAAUAUAUUAAUGAGAUUGUUGAGAAGUACAAGUAACAGGAACGGAUGGCAAGAC
Molecule: messenger RNA, 1844 nt
Organism: Sclerotinia trifoliorum
Lineage: Eukaryota; Fungi; Ascomycota; Leotiomycetes; Helotiales; Sclerotiniaceae
Source: the annotation of a GenBank genome assembly